Messenger RNA from Mytilinidion resinicola, 919 nucleotides. RefSeq lists its product as uncharacterized. Lineage: Eukaryota; Fungi; Ascomycota; Dothideomycetes; Mytilinidiales; Mytilinidiaceae. The coding region runs from base 189 to 656 and encodes 155 amino acids. The record is from RefSeq and is a predicted model, not a curated record. The transcript has a single exon.
CAAUCGAUCUCGGAUAGAUCCAUUCUCCCCUUCCAGCUUGUUUUCGUUGCGACGCCAUGCUCUCUCUUCUCACUCAGCCUGGUUCGUUUCAACUUUUCAGACUCAUGAUACAGGUGUAUGAAGUCGUUAACAUUUGAAAUAAUAUCCCAGCUCUAGGCUAAUGUUUCCAAAUUCAUGCUUCAACGAGGAUGUGUACUACUCGACCAUUCUCAUGGAACCAUCGGUCCCGAGUCCUGUCACACAAAACAGCGUCGCCGCUUUUAGUUCGUCAGACUUCUCCUUCAUGUAUUUGCAAACGCGCACAUCGGAAAGCGGAGUGCCGUUAUGACAUAUAUUCUUUCCACCCACUGGAGAGUAACCUAUCCCGCCCCAUCCGUGAGGCUUUCACUCUCAACACCUUCGCUUACUCCGGAGUCUCGACCUUCCGUUCACCCCGCAACCCAAUCUCUAAAGUUUGGCCCCUAUGCCGCCGGUGUUGUACGGACACUUGGUCUGGAUCACAGCAGUUUUCGCGCCCUACGAUCGCAUAUCGAAAUGAGUCCUCCCGACUCCGACGAGAAUUUUUACACUCCUCCAUAUGUCGCCUUGUAAGCGAUGUUACUCACCAGAAGCGCUCGCGAUGGGCUGGUAAGCGCAGGGAAGGUAGCUAUCCGUAGAAGUUCACGAGAAUGGACUUCAGCAGCAUCUCAAGGCCCAGGAUCCUACUCCGCGGAUGGACAAGGUGGCAUUCAUCCGACACCUCCGACUCUCGCCGGUCUCAGACCCUGUACUGUAGUGUGUUGGACUUGCAACACCAGCGACUCCCCCUAUAGGCUCCUUACAUCAUGAAACCGAUCACGGAAAUGUCGCUCUGUCUCCCCACAACCACUGCUGCACUCCUAUGAUGCACCGGUCCAAUCACCGGUGCUAGGAGCAUACU